UAGGUGAGAAUGAUUUCCUUUUAACUCCACAUGGCCAACACUCCAGUACAGUAGCUCACAGUAUUUUGGAUACAGAAAUAAACAGAAAUGACAUUUACAAUAGAAAACAGGAAUUAAAUUCACAGCAGACAGCAGAAAUGUCGUUUAUGAGACAGAAAUGUCAUUUACAGUAGAAACACUCAUGACUGUAUCUGUGGGGACGUUCACACAUCUCGCGCGCCCCCGUGACGUCGCGUGUGAAGCGCUGUGACUCCCUUCACUCACACACACACACUCGCAGAUCGGCGGAGUGAAGGAUGAUCUCGGUGAGGCUCCGCUGCACUCCUCCGGUAUCAUGUCCACGUUAACCGGCGGUUUCCUCAACAUGGCGAGUCUGGCGGAUUUCGAGCCGCUCGCCGCCGUGAUUCCCGCCACUAAAGUUGAGAUCACCGUGUCGUGCAGAAACCUCUUGGACAGAGACACCUUCUCCAAAUCUGAUCCAAUUUGCGUACUGUACACUCAGACGGUGGCCAACAGAGAGUGGCGAGAGUUUGGCAGGACAGAAGUCAUCGAUAACACGCUGAAUCCAGACUUUGUGCACAAAUUCAUCCUGGAUUACUUCUUUGAAGAGAGGCAGAAUUUACGCUUUGAUCUGUACGACCUUGACUCGAAGAGUGAAAACCUGUCCAAACAUGAUUUCCUGGGUCAGAUGUACUGUACUCUGGGCGAGGUGGUCGGGUCCCCAGGCAGUCGCAUGGAAAGAUCACUCAUAGGCAUCCCUGGGAAAAACUGUGGAACUGUUAUUGUGAAAGCGGAAGAACUGGGAAAUUGCAGGGAGUCAGUAUUGAUGCAGUUUUGUGGCAACAAACUGGACAAGAAAGACUUCUUUGGGAAAUCAGACCCUUUCCUGGUGUUUUACCGUAGCAAUGAAGAUGGAACAUUUACCAUCUGUCAUAAGACCGAGGUGGUGAAGAACACGCUGGACCCUGUGUGGCAGGCCUUCAAGAUCCCGGUCAGAGCGCUGUGUAACGGGGAUUAUGACAGAGCAAUAAAAAUCGAGGUGUAUGACUGGGACAGAGAUGGAGGUCAUGACUACAUUGGCGAGUUCAGCACCAGCUACAGGGAGCUUUCCAAAGGCCACACACAGUUCACUGUGUGGGAGGUGCUGAAUCCCAAGAAGAAGAAAAAGAAGAAGAAAUACCUGAACUCAGGAACCGUCACUCUGCUGUCCUGCUUCAUCGACGUCGAGGUCACCUUCCUGGACUACAUUAAAGGAGGCACUCAAAUUAAUUUCACGGUGGCCAUUGAUUUCACUGCGUCAAACGGCAACCCUUCGCAGCCUACCUCUCUCCACUACAUGAGCCCGUAUCAUCUGAACGCAUAUGCACUGGCGCUCCGAGCCGUGGGGGAGAUUAUUCAGGACUAUGACAGCGAUAAGCUCUUCCCUGCGCUGGGAUUUGGUGCAAAACUGCCACCCGACGGCCGCGUGUCCCACGAGUUUCCCCUGAAUGGAAACCCAGAUAACCCAUACUGUAGCGGGAUUGAGGGCGUUCUAGAGGCGUAUUACCAGAGUCUGAAGUCUGUCCGACUUUACGGACCAACAUACUUCUCGCCUGUCAUUAAUCAUGUAGCAAGAUAUGCCUCUUUAGUGAAGGAUGGUUCAGAAUACUUCAUCCUCCUCAUCAUCUCGGAUGGGGUCAUUUCCGACAUGGCUCAGACAAAAGAAUCCAUCGUGAACGCCUCCAGUCUUCCCAUGUCAAUUAUAAUCGUUGGAGUCGGGCCGGCUGAGUUUGACGAGAUGAUUGAACUAGACGGGGAUGAGGUCAGGAUAUCAUCCAGGGGUCGCUUCGCUGAAAGAGACAUCGUGCAGUUUGUUCCCUUCCGUGACUACAUCGAUCGCAGAGGAAAUCACAUCCUCAGCAUGGCCCGUCUGGCCAAAGACGUUCUUGCGGAAAUCCCAGAUCAGUUCCUCCAGUACGUGCGAAGCAGAGGCAUCAAACCUCAGCAUUCAGCCCACUCCACCAUUUCCAAACCUCCGGCGAGCCUCGUCCACCCGAUCCACCAUCUGCAGACGCAGAUCUGAGCUGUUACACAAAACCGUACAUGCUUUCUUUGGUUCACCGUCACUCUCAGGAUCACACAUGGCCUGUCUGAGUGAGACGCCGCCCUUCUGCACGCUGUCUUUCGGUAUGUAGGGUGACGUUCGGGAUACUUUACGCCCCGGCCCGGCGUGUUGAGGUUUCAGAAAGGGGUUUAGACUGUUUUAAAGUAUCAAGUGGCCUAUUCAGUCUGUCAAAUAUCAGAUGUGACUCCACAGUCUCUUACAUAUACUGUACUUUCCGGAAAAAAGGUUGCACCUGACUAUGAAAUCGUAACAAAAUUGCACAAAAGUCACAUUUUAUAGUCUUACUGAGAAAUAAUGUAAGAUAAAUAUAUAUAUAUAUAUAUAUAUUAUUUAAAAAUAUUCUAAAUGCAUUUUAGUUCUACCUGCUUUGACAUCCGUUGCAUUAUUUAAGUCAAAGCACGUUUUAAAGAUAAUAACAAUACAAUAAAAGACUUAUAUUCCGGAAAAUACAGUGAUCUUCUCGUGUCUGACGAACUUCAGCAGACGUUUACAAUUGUAACGUUUAGGUUUUUUUUUACAAAUGGAUGUUUUUUUUGUACCUCAUGAAACUCUGAGCUGCUUAACAAUAGAAUUUACUCGUUUUACUACAUGACAUUUGUAUAUAGAGCAAGAGAAAAACAGAAAAAGCAUGAAUACACCCUCGGAACUGAAGUGAGAGACAUUUUCAGGCCUUGGUUUUCCUGAUAUUGUACAGUAUUCAGUUGUUUUACUGUUUGGUUAUGCCGUAUUUUUGGUCAGUUGACUGCCUCAAAAUCUUUAAAGAGUUUGUGCUCAGCUUUAGCGGCACUAGCACAGAUAUUUAACAGGAAAAGCCUUACUCUACGUUAAAGGAAUUGAUCACGCAAAAUGGAAAUUCUGUCUUCAUUAUAGCUUUCCAAAGCUGUUUGAUUUGGGUUAAUCGCAUAUUAUUGCAUAUUUUUGACUAGUUAAUUAAAUGUUGAAUUAGAAUAAUGGCAUUCAGCAAAUCAACAGAGGAUGCAUUUACACUGCAGAUCUUGAUGUUCAACUCUGAGCUUUUUUGAUGAUCUGCUAGCAUCAACUUUUAACAGUGACUCGUGUCCGAUUGUCUGCAUUCACAUUUUGCAUUGGCGAAAUGACCAGGAAAAAAACAGGCGCUGACUGACAGCUGAUAAUAAAAGAGCACUCUUUUCCCUAUUCCUGUAUUUAAUCUGUUCGCAGGGUUUCAUUUUUUAACAAUUCUUUCGGUCUGUUUUACUAUAGCUUAUGACAGAAAAUAUCUCAAUUUGGCCAAAUCCUUUUAAUCUAGGCCUUUUAAACUGGUUCUUAAUCUACCAAGCAGACAGACAGUCUCAUAAGAUGUUAAUAUGAGGUUAGAUUUAGGUCACUAUAGCAUCUAAGUACAUUAUUUUGACCCCCAUUAACGACGUAAAGUGAUGUUGAUAUUUGGUUGAUUUUAGGUUGUGUUGGAAAGUGACCAAAAUCCAAUG
Danio rerio (zebrafish) is the source of this 3552-nucleotide messenger RNA. The record is from RefSeq and is a predicted model, not a curated record. NCBI's taxonomy places the organism in Eukaryota, Metazoa, Chordata, Actinopteri, Cypriniformes, Danionidae.